Oryzias melastigma (Indian medaka) is the source of this 5021-nucleotide messenger RNA. RefSeq names its product guanine nucleotide-binding protein G(q) subunit alpha. Gene Ontology annotation, molecular function: G protein-coupled receptor binding; GTPase activity; GTPase activator activity. The record is from RefSeq and is a predicted model, not a curated record. Bases 1359 to 2438 code for a protein of 359 amino acids. The transcript is spliced from 7 exons. Gene Ontology annotation, biological process: phospholipase C-activating dopamine receptor signaling pathway; adenylate cyclase-modulating G protein-coupled receptor signaling pathway; action potential. Gene Ontology annotation, cellular component: heterotrimeric G-protein complex. Lineage: Eukaryota; Metazoa; Chordata; Actinopteri; Beloniformes; Adrianichthyidae.
AAGAUCACGAAACACGGAUGGUUUGAAAUGUAAAUCAGAAUCGUGCACUGGGAGGAUGUCCUGAUAGAGUUACACUGAGCCACAUAAAUAGCACAACAAUGUGUGGCUUCUGUGCUGAAUGAACGCCUCACUGCCGCAAUAAAAAUAGAACAUGGUGACCUUCAGUUUGCGGCAGUCUUUGACUCGUGUUAUUGUUUGCGCCACACACCCAGUCGGGUCGAACCUCCACGUAAACGUCACCGUGCGACGUUUAAGUCCAAAAAGUGUCGGGACUUUUGAGAACGCAGCACUUUCCACGCAGCCGCGCCGCUUUCUUUCGGUCUUUAUUUCUUUCUGCUGACGUUAACAAAAUCCCUUCGAAACCGACGUCCACUAAAAAAACCGGUACGGCAGCGGAACUGCCCCGAAGGACACCCACUUCCCACGGAGAUGUGGCUCCAGCGUGACCGUUCACACGCAGUUCUGCUCCACAGGUUGGGGGUUUAAUUGCUGGUGGGUUUGACGUGACGUCCACCCCCCCACCCCAGUCGAUGGGAGGUCGACGUCACCCUUCCAGCGGAGGAGUGGAUGGCUUCUGUAAUAAAAAUACAUGAGGAGAAUUGAGGAAAAGGAGAAGAUUGGAGGAAACGCGCCGUCUGUCGCCUUCGCUGCCUGUGGGAGAACCGAGGACAUGGACGCCCCUCUGACUACAACUGGGAUAUAUUGUUGCAGCGGCUGAAGGAGUUUUUUUUAUUUUUAUUUUCAUUCUAGCGGACAAAAAUAUAACAGUAUCCCAGCAUAGCGGGCUGGAGUGAAAGUCCGCCAUAUUCUGCCUUACCACGCCCGGGAGUCGAGCCACUGGAAAAAUAUAGAGACGGCUCUUCGUGUUUUUCUCGCCGCCCUCCUCCGCUGACGGUAACUUGGGAAACAGGCGGUGUUUUUUUUUUUUUUUUUCGACUGAAAAUCCACAUUGGAGAGCAGAGGCCGGCGGACAACAACGCUUCACGAGAUCUCGAGGCGGCGGCGUCUUCAAAGAAUCUGUUGAUCAUAUCUAGACGGGGGCAAAGCAGCCUGCAGCCGCGAGGAUCCGACCAACUCUGACCGCCUGUGCCCCCCUCGACCAGGGGAAGGGAAGGAGGGUGUCUGCGUUCUCAAAUAUUGAAACCCUCUCCCGCAUAUUUUUUUAAAUUAUUUUUUGGACUCUUUACUGACUCUCUAACAGGGGCGCCGACCAUCGCAGGCCUUUAUGAGGACGUUAUUUGGCAUUCACAGGCCUGUUGAGUCCCCCCCUGACGAAUGUGAAAUCUGGAUGAGUCAGUAAGAGGGUGGGAGGUGGUGGGGGGGAAGCGGAAAAGUGUGCGUUUAAAAGGGGGGCGAGUAUGACCCUGGAAUCCAUAAUGGCGUGCUGCCUCAGCGAGGAGGCCAAAGAAGCCCGGCGGAUCAACGACGAGAUCGAAAGGCAGCUCCGCCGGGAUAAGAGGGACGCGCGCCGGGAGCUGAAACUGUUGCUUCUCGGAACUGGAGAAAGUGGGAAGAGCACAUUCAUAAAACAGAUGAGGAUCAUCCAUGGUGCUGGUUACUCUGAUGAGGACAAAAGGGGUUUCACCAAACUGGUUUAUCAGAACAUCUUCACCUCCAUGCAAGCCAUGAUCCGCGCCAUGGAGACGCUGAAGAUCCCGUACAAAUACGAGCACAACAAGGCUAAUGCCAACGUUGUGAAAGAGGUGGACGUGGAGAAGGUCACCAUGUUGGAAAAUCCUUACGUAGACGCAAUCAAGAGCCUAUGGAACGAUCCGGGUAUCCAGGAGUGCUACGACCGAAGGAGGGAGUACCAGCUCUCAGACUCCACCAAAUACUAUCUGAACGCACUGGACCGGAUUGCUGGGUCGGGCUAUCUUCCCACCCAGCAAGACGUGCUGCGGGUUCGAGUUCCCACCACAGGCAUCAUCGAAUAUCCCUUUGAUCUUCAGAGCGUCAUAUUCAGGAUGGUGGACGUGGGAGGUCAGAGGUCAGAGAGGAGGAAGUGGAUCCACUGCUUCGAGAACGUCACCUCCAUCAUGUUCCUGGUGGCUCUCAGCGAGUACGACCAGGUUCUGGUGGAGUCCGAUAACGAGAAUCGGAUGGAGGAGAGCAAAGCUCUGUUUCGGACGAUAAUCACGUACCCCUGGUUCCAAAACUCCUCCGUCAUUCUGUUCCUCAACAAGAAGGACCUGCUGGAGGAGAAGAUCAUGUACUCGCAUCUGGUGGACUACUUCCCGGAGUAUGAUGGUCCACAAAGAGACGCCCAAGCGGCUCGCGAGUUCAUCCUGAAGAUGUUCGUGGACCUGAAUCCAGACAGCGACAAGAUCAUCUACUCUCACUUCACCUGCGCCACAGACACAGAAAACAUCCGCUUUGUCUUUGCCGCCGUCAAAGAUACCAUCCUGCAGCUGAACCUGAAGGAGUACAACCUGGUGUAGAAAAAGAAAAAAACACACACCCUGACUGUGACAGGAACACUCCGUCAAACACUUCAGAGGAAAAUCUUACGGUUGCUAAUUUAUUUUACCAUUCGACUUCUUGGUCCCUGAGGGGAGAGCAGCAUCUGGUUUUCUUUUGCUUUUUGAGAAGUUAAUGGGAAAUGAAGAGAGGGGGGAGGGGCGUAUGUGCAGGAAUCGUGGGAGGGGGAGGGGCUGAAAUCUUCCUGCUUUUCUAAAAUAAAUUCUCGUACAGGAAGUGACGGGACAGAUCUCUAACUUUUUAAUUUAUCAGAUGGAACAGCAAGUUAAAGUAGACAUAAACUGUGAUUCUUUUUUAAAUUAUUUCUGAUUCCUUUGACAUGGAUUGAUUUAAGUGAUUCUUCUAGUUGUUGUUGUUGUUCUGAUUAUUGCUACGAUGCGUUGACUUUGGUACCGUUCAGUGGGCGUAGCUCAUGUGACCCUAGAAGUGCAGGGCUGUGGGGGACUUUAGAUUUUUUUUUUUAAUCCAGUUUGAGAAUCAAGUGUUGAAAUUCCCGCUGGAGACGACGCCGUCAUUGUGCCACAAUAACACUUGUUACCAAGUGUGUGUUUACCGCCAACGCCAAACACUCCACUGUUGAACAGGAAGUGGAAAAGUAUCAGAAGGACGGAUGUAUUCAACCAAAUCAGUAGGAUUUGCCCCCUCCCCCACAGACUGACUGAAGCUGCUUUGAAGCCGAACUGCUCCUCCCCCGCGGCCUGCAGAGCGCUCACAGCCGUGUCCCUGUGCUCGUCCACAGCCCGGCUCUCCGGACUGUCGCAGUGUUACAGCAGAGAACACGUUCGGCCCGUCGCUGUGUAAAAAAGGGCCGAGUGUUGAUGUUCAGUUUGUACCAAAGUAAGUCUCUUUACUGCUCCAAAUUACAUUUUUUUGUACCAAUCUCUAGAAAAUACGCCUGUAAUUGACAUGAAUUGAGGCAUAGUGCAAUUAUGAAUGCUAUAAUCAUUGUAUAUACAUCUCUCUCUCUAUACAUACAUAUAUAUAUAUAUAUGGCAGCAUCUUUGUUGGCUUUAUAACCAUGACUUUUUUUUGGCAGAUUGAAUGUGCGUUAAUGAAAAUAUGUAUCUUUGUACUUGUUUGUCUAAUGAUUAGCUGUUUUUUUUGUUUUUGGGAAGAAAAAAUCAAUUUACAUUUUUUUUAAAGGGAAAAAAUGUUAAUUUGGGUUUUUUUUUCUAAUGAAGGAGUUCUUCUUCAUCUUCACAAAUGCAUUAAGAUGAUUUUUACUAUCCGAUGUCAGAUCAGGUGGUACGGCGGAGGUUUUCUGCGGGCUGAAAUGGACUUUUCUUUAAGGCAAAACAGCAGAUUGGGUUCAUCUACAGGGCUACUGAUCAGAGUUUGCCCCUUCAGGGGUUUUCAGAACAGGUCAUGUGACUAGGAUAAAAUCACUCCUUAAUCCUUAAUUUGUGUCUAACGAAUCAGCCGUGUUGACCGUCCCUGCAUUCCUCCCUGCGCUGCAGCAACAAGGGCGUUUGCAGACGGUCACUCAGACUUUCAUAGGUGCUUAUUUCUCCUUGAUUGCCACAUUUCCAGUGUUAAUUUAUUUACGGAAUGACAGAAGAAAACGCAAGCGUUCGUGUGUACAUAAUGCCUUAUUGAAAAGCUGUGCCUCUGAAGCCCCAUGUUCUGAGGAAUGAAGCCAGAACUUCUCGUCUCUUAAGGUUUGGGCUGAGCUGUCGAGGGAACUGCUUUGACGUAUAGCACAUGUAGCUAAUGCGACAUCAGUACAGUUCACUGUAAACACAUCACGAGCAGAUUAAAACCAGAACUCUGGUGUUCUAUUGAUUUUUUUCUUCUGUCACAUCAGAUCCAUGUCUUAAAUUUCUUACCGCAGUGCAUUAAAAUGCAUUGAACUGCCAGAAGGUGCUUCUCGGUGGCGGCGGGUGGAGGGAGGGUCACCGGCCUCCGUCGGAGGUCUUGCUGUUCUCUGAAGUCUGAAGGAGACAAACUUUUGUUGAAGGUGCUCGUGGACAGCAGGGCCUGGGAGAACGUUUGGAGGUUGCACUCACUCGUGUUGAUGGUCACUUCUUGUUGACUCGCAGUAAUCAGUAAGUCCUCGCUGUUGUGAAGUGGCCGUUUGCACUGUUCUUUUCCUAAAGGAAAAAACCCUUAAAGUCUGGAUUCGUAAGUUUCUCCAGAGCUGAGUCCUUAUAGUGUGUUUCUUUCUGUUUAAUAAAAACAAAAAAAAGUGAAGCACAAAGGAGUUGGUGAGCGGCCUGCUCAUGUCAUCAUCAUCAUCAUCACUGUGAUGGCUUCUUCCUCUCAUUCAGGCAGAGGCUGGUGUGAGAUGGGCGAGGCGGUAUCCUAUAAGCGGUCCAGCUUCACUUACUCGCUUCCUUCCACUUCUCUAAAUAAGAAGUUCUUUCUGCCAACAAACAGGCCGACUCUGGGGUUUCUUAGCAUCCACGUCCUGAAGAUACAAAGCUGAAUUGCUCAUUUUUGAAACGGUGUUUAUGAUGAUCUGCAGACUGUGUAACAUGUUUCCUGUAUCCAUAAACUCGCACUCCUUCAACAUGUUUCUGAAUGAAGCGACAUGUUUCUUUUUA